UCCCACACGUGGGCCCGGAUUGUUGUUGGGAGAUUGUCAAUCGGACGGCCGGAAACGCUUUUCCGCGUCGUUAAAACGCCACAGUUCUGAAGGUAGCCUUCUUCAUCAACGACCUGUUCUCCAAAAUCUAAAAUUCCCAGUUCUCUCUCUGAAAGAUAAAAAAGUUUUGUUAGGAAAUGGCAGAGACGAAGCCUGGAAUGCGAAAACCAGUGUUCACGAAGGUGGAUCAGCUUCAGCCAGGAACUAGUGGGCAUACACUCACGGUGAAGGUUGUGAGCUCGAAAAUGGUGUUGCAGAAGGGCCGCCCUGAUGGGUCACAAGUACGUCAAAUGCGCAUUGCUGAAUGCUUGGUUGGGGAUGAAACCGGAAUGAUUGUCUUUACAGCCAGGAACGAGCAAGUGGACUUGAUGAAAUCCGAUACAACUGUAAUCCUGCGGAAUGCAAAGAUCGACAUGUUCAAGGGCUCAAUGAGGCUCGCCGUGGACAAAUGGGGCCGUGUUGAAGUUACUGAUCCAGCCUCCUUCACUGUCAAAGAGGACAACAACCUAUCGCUGGUGGAAUACGAAUUGGUGAAUGUCGUUGUAGAGUGAACAAGAAAGCUGUCGCGCAAAAGGAGGGAAUAUAUAGUUCUUUUGCGCAGUUUGCAUUCGUAUCUUUCUCGCGAAUGCUCGAUUUGAAGUUCCCUGGGAAAAUUCUCUUUAGGAGAAAAAAGGUCUGGGGUUACUACAAUCUUGAAGCUACUGAGGGGUGUUGAUAGAAGGUUGCUAAGUCCAAAGCUGCCUGUGCGGCCCAUCUGGCUAGGCUGUGGCCUUGCCUGCAGAUGGUGAUUGCACCUGAUAAGAGCUACCUGGAGCACUUGUUUGUGUUUUGUUUGGUACUUAUCUGAUGCUUUUUGGCUGUUGGAUUGAGGACAAAAUGACUCAUGUAAUUGCUCCUGGAUUAUUAUGGGAAGUUGAUAUUAUGCAAUACAUAGCUCCUGCUUUAUUA
Molecule: messenger RNA, 987 nt
Organism: Magnolia sinica
Lineage: Eukaryota; Viridiplantae; Streptophyta; Magnoliopsida; Magnoliales; Magnoliaceae
Exons: 3
Coding region: 177-590 (137 amino acids)
Source: RefSeq, a predicted model, not a curated record